CUCAGGCAUAGGGAGUCGGAGAUUUUAUUUCAAGGCAGUCAGGACGGCUUGCAAUCAACAGGACUCGAAGUUGAGCUCAUUCUAUUAUCGAGGGUAUCUCUCCCUAGGUUUGGCCGUUACGACCUCAAUGGUUUCGCGAAAAACGCCUGCGCCCGCUGUAUCUCGCUCUGUGCGGUGGUAAGCUUUAUCGCCGUACUAUGGAGCAUUAUUCUUUUGGGUGGGUUUGUGUUCCAGCGUGAACAAGGCUUCCGAUCAUGCAUCGCGCUAGUUGAGCAUCUUUUAGACCAUGGCAUUUAUCGCCACACUUUGGGCGCAUUUAUACCAAAACUUACACAGCCACUAUUGGCCGGGUUAUCUGUGGCGCACUCCUGGUCACUGGAACGCCACAGGGCUCUCAGGUGGGCUUGCGAUGCUUUAUUACGGUGUAUUUUCAUACUGCAUUCGUGACUGCACGAAAUUCACAUCCCCUCCGUUUCGAUGGUCGAAAUAGCACAGACUCCCACACUGGCGGAACCCCUCUCCGUCCAGAGAGCGCUCAGUGAUCAAUUCGAAGAAGAGGAGUAAGAUCCUGUAAGAUCCUCCCAGACCUUGCUCUCACUAUUCCAUUUUC
Stereum hirsutum FP-91666 SS1 is the source of this 610-nucleotide messenger RNA. RefSeq lists its product as uncharacterized. The transcript is spliced from 2 exons. The coding region runs from base 287 to 490 and encodes 67 amino acids. The record is from RefSeq and is a predicted model, not a curated record. Lineage: Eukaryota; Fungi; Basidiomycota; Agaricomycetes; Russulales; Stereaceae.